UUGCUUUUCAUUGAUGACUCAUUGUGCGAUGAAUCGUUGUGGUGGUUGGAAGACUUCUUGUUCGUUUGUAACUCAAUGUGGUUUCAAAGAAGAAAAUGUAUUUGGUAAAAGGUGGUGUAGUCCCAGUUUUUCUGUAAAGAGGUUGCGUUCCUUGCGUCCUCAAAGGUUGCUGACUUGUGCCACUUUACUCUCAUCCCCCUAUUCUGAUACUUUAAACAACCUUCAGUGUCCAGUGAAAAGAGAAGACUUUCCCAUUCUGCAGCAAACUAUAGAAAACAAAAAACUCGUGUACUUGGACUCUGCAGCGACUUCCCAGAAACCCUUGGUCGUUUUAGAAGCUUUACAAAAGUAUUAUUUACAUAACAACGCCAAUGUCCACCGAGGAGCGCACACUUUAUCUUCAAGAGCUACCGAAGCAUAUGAACGUGCAAGACAGAUACUUCAACACUUUAUUGGGGCAGAGUCCAGAGAGCAAAUCAUCUUUACUAGAAAUGCAACCGAAGCAAUCAAUUUAGUAGCAUAUGCUUGGGGUCUUCAUAACUUAAAACCUGGAGAUGAGUUGAUUUUAGCUAUCAGUAAUCACCACAGCAAUAUUGUCCCUUGGCAACUAAUAGCUUCACGUACCGGAGCUAUUUUGAAAUAUGUUGUUUUGGAUAACCAAGAACAGGACAGUUUGGAAAGCUUCAAAAUGUUAUUAGAAUCUGGCAAAGUUCGGUUGGUUGCUUGUUCUCAUGUUUCCAACGUGUUGGGGUUUAUCAACGAUAUCAAACCAAUCACUCGUUGGGCACAUUCUGCGGGUGCUUUGGUUUUAGUAGAUGCUUGUCAAAGUGUUCCUCAUAUGCCAGUGAAUGUGGUCGAUUUAGAUUGUGACUUUCUGGUAGCUUCGGGACAUAAGAUGUGUGGACCUACUGGAAUUGGUUUUCUUUAUGGAAAGGAAUCUUUAUUAGAGAAUAUGUCACCUUUCCUAGGAGGAGGUGAAAUGAUUGCCGAUGUUUAUGAGGACUACUCAACUUUUGCAGUUUUGCCUCACAAGUUGGAAGCUGGAACUCCUGCUAUUGCUGAAGCCGUUGGGUUGGGAGCAGCAGUUGAAUAUUUACAAAGUAUUGGAAUGGAUGUUAUUCAUUCCUAUGAAAGGUGUUUAUCAGAAUAUCUCUAUCGCCAUCUCAUAGAUAUUCCUAAUGUUACUAUUUAUGGACCAAAAGAUGUGAAGAGACGUGUAGCUUUGUGCUCUUUUAAUAUUCAAGGCAUUCAUGCCAGUGACUUGGCUUCGAUAUUGGAUUUGGAAGGAGUUGCCAUUCGCAGUGGUCAUCAUUGUGCUCAACUACUUCAUCGAUCUUUAGGCAUUUCAGGUUCUGCACGAGCAUCUCUUUAUAUGUACAACACCAAAGAAGAAAUUGAUUCCUUUAUUGGUUCUAUUUAUCGCUCAAUAGAUAUGUUGAAAAGAUAAAAACGCUUUGCAUCAGCUACUGUAUGGGUUGAGACAC
Molecule: messenger RNA, 1484 nt
Organism: Galdieria sulphuraria
Lineage: Eukaryota; Rhodophyta; Bangiophyceae; Galdieriales; Galdieriaceae
Product: cysteine desulfurase / selenocysteine lyase
Exons: 2
Coding region: 14-1447 (477 amino acids)
Molecular function (GO): cysteine desulfurase activity; pyridoxal phosphate binding
Source: RefSeq, a predicted model, not a curated record